AUGGCAGAAGUUACCGCCUCCGAAGAUAUCCUGGCGAAUAUCAAAGACCAGGUUGUGCUGAUCACCGGCGGAUCAUCUGGUAUUGGCAGAGCGACCGCACAACUAUGUCUAGACCUGGGCGCCAAAGUGGUCAUUGGAGAUCUGAACCCUCCCAAUCCCGAGUUCAAAGACACCGACAAAGUCCAUUACUUGGAAGUAAACGUUACCUCCUGGGAAAGCCUUCGAAACAUGUUCGAUCAAGCGGAUACGACAUUCGGUGGCAUUGAUCACGUCUUCGCCAACGCAGGCGUUGGUCCGACCACAGACUUCUUGGGUAUCAAUCUCAAUGAAGCCGGGCAACUUGAGCCUCCUCUUCUCCGAACAAUCAAUGUCAAUCUGAUCGGCCCACUGUACACAAUCAAUCUAGCACAGGCUUAUAUGAAGCAACUUGCAAGCCGUCGUCCUGUGAAGAAAACAGGCAGUAUCGUCAUCACGGCCUCGGCUUCUUCCUUCCAGAACUUCAGUUCCGGUGACUAUACAAUUGCCAAACACGGUGUCUUGGGCAUGGUCCGUGGUCUAGUGCACAAGCUUGAAGCUGAAGGUCAAAUCCGCUUGAACGCGGUCGCGCCUUCUUGGACUAGAACGGGGAUGGUCCCCAUUGAAACUAUCCAGGCUAUGGGUGUUCCAGUUCAGACACCCGAGGCUGUUGCGGAGAGCGUGGUGCUGCUGUUUGCUGAUGAGACUCGACAUGGAGAAGUCAUCUACAGCUCGCAGGGCAAAUUCAAGGAGAUUAAUAAAGCUGAUGGGGGGCUUUUGUCCAUGACGAAGGGGUUGCUUUAUAAUGAAGAUAAUUUGGAAGGUGUGAUGCGAAAUGUCAAUGAGCAGGUGGCCAAGGCAUAA
Messenger RNA from Penicillium subrubescens, 879 nucleotides. RefSeq lists its product as uncharacterized. NCBI's taxonomy places the organism in Eukaryota, Fungi, Ascomycota, Eurotiomycetes, Eurotiales, Aspergillaceae. The coding region runs from base 1 to 879 and encodes 292 amino acids. The transcript is spliced from 2 exons. The record is from RefSeq and is a predicted model, not a curated record.